UUUCCCAAAAAUUCUACGAACUCCGACCGACGAAAUACCACUGUCAAAGACAGCGUAAUUAGUCUGCAGUCGCGUCGAAACCAUCACACACACCUGCCAUUCAAUCUGCGGACCUUUCCCGUGAACAUACCAUUUAUCAAACCCUCGGUAACCAUCCACGCAUUACACAAUGUUUCGGUCUUGAAAAAAAAGCAAAACGGGCGACGUUGUUGCGCUUCGUAUCGAACGCGCGAAUGUGACCUGCGGAGUUUCAUUGAAGCAAAUAUGCGACCAUUUACCGAACAAUGCCUAACUAUGGCGUUUACUAUGGUCGAAGGCGUCCAAUAUCUUCACUCCUGCAAAAUCUUUUGGGGCGAUUUUUCCACCCUAAACACCCUUAUUUUUGACAAAAUGAACCUUAUGCUUUGCGACUUUGCGAGUGCUGCAUUUGAAGGCGUAUACCCAAAAUUUGGGCAAUAUACGUACGAAAUGCGUUAUUGGCUGGCUUUACCCCAGGAAAAUGUUGAGUAA
Messenger RNA from Pyricularia grisea, 510 nucleotides. RefSeq lists its product as uncharacterized. The transcript is spliced from 2 exons. Lineage: Eukaryota; Fungi; Ascomycota; Sordariomycetes; Magnaporthales; Pyriculariaceae. The annotation marks the transcript as partial. The record is from RefSeq and is a predicted model, not a curated record.